Messenger RNA from Anneissia japonica, 3956 nucleotides. Its product is annotated as tyrosine-protein kinase receptor Tie-1-like. The transcript has 10 exons. The record is from RefSeq and is a predicted model, not a curated record. NCBI's taxonomy places the organism in Eukaryota, Metazoa, Echinodermata, Crinoidea, Comatulida, Comatulidae. Gene Ontology annotation, molecular function: protein binding; scavenger receptor activity. Bases 58 to 1725 code for a protein of 555 amino acids.
ACAUUACCCCUGUGCUGAGAUUGUCCGCUGCCAAAAUGGAGUCCCCCUGAAUGUGAGAUGGAUUGUCAAGUGUGUUAUAACGGUGGAGUUUGUGACGACAAGACCGGUGUUUGUAUUUGCCCCGCAGGCUUCAAAGGAGAAUACUGCCAAACAUCUUGUGGAAGCAACAACUGGGGUCGUAAUUGUGAUCUUGUUUGUGCUAAUGGAAAGAACGAAGCUUGUAAAGGAAAGCUUUUUUGUCCGCCUGAUCCAUUUGGAUGCACCUGCAUCGACGGAUAUGGAGGCAACGAUUGCAAUACAGCAUGUGCUAACAGUCACUAUGGAGCAGAUUGCCGUCAAGUAUGUCACUGUGAUUCAGGUGAAUGUGACAGAAAGACGGGGAAUUGUGCAUCUGGGUCAUCUUGUUCGAAUAAUUACACGGGACCAGCGUGCCAAGAAUUACUGCCAGGUUUGUCCUGUCCACCUGGUUUCUUUGGUGUGUUGUGUAACUAUCCAUGUCAUUGCAAAGACUCGGCUGAUUGUAAUCGUAAUGGAAGCUGUGACAAUGGAUGCCACGAAGCAUGGGCGGGAGCGGACUGCAGUAUAGCACUACCUUACAGCUCCAAACCACCAACACUAUUGAAUCAAACAGCAACCACCCUAAAGAUUGCCGCCUGCGGCUGGGAUCCAGUUCAAGACUUCGGAACAGGGAAUAUUGCAGGAUGUAAGCUAUGGUAUAAAACAUCGCAGACAAGUACAUUCACUACAGUUAAUAAUACUGAAAACGGUGUAUAUAUCAUUGACAAUCUUAGGCCUACACUACACACGACUGUUAAAUUCUACACACAACACUCAAGAUUUGUUGGCGGCAAAGAAACCGAUGGACCACCUAGUGAACAUGGAUCAGCAGAGACUAUAUGCUCAAAGCCUUUAGAAGAUCCAGAAAUAGAAUUGGAAACAGUUGAUGGUAAUGAUAUUAUCUUAACAUUAAAGGCUGUAUCAAAUGCUCCAGAGCGAAUCCAGUGCGAUGAUAUACUUCGAUAUCAAGUGCGAUACCAAAGCAAAGAUGGAAAUGAACAGGACAUCCUCAACACAACGGACAGUUUGCAAACAGAAGUCAAGAUAUCGGAAUUAUCACCAGGAUGUGUUUUUUAUCACGUCGACUCUAGAGUUGUUAAUAACGCAGAAAUUACUGGAGAUUGGGGAACACCAAUAUCGGUACAAUCAGCACCCACAGCGCCCUCAAUCACCAAAGAUUCAAAACUGGAAGGAACGUUUUUAUUAAUGAAAUGGAAUGCUGCUACCUGUAACAGCACCCAGAAUAAUUUGAGUUACCAUUAUCAACUAUCAGGAGGAAUCCAUCAAGGAAGUACAACAAAAACUGAAGUUCUUAUAGAUGACGGAAUUGUACCUUGUACACAGUACACAUUUUCAGUUUCAGCAUCGCAUAUGAAUGUUAGCAGCACCACCAAUAUUAUGGAGGUCAUGUCUGGUGUUGACUAUCCUGGAAAACCAACCAUUAGUUCGUUAACAUCAACGUCUUCAUCAAUCACACUGGAAUUGACAUUAUCUGAUGAUAAUCCUUGCACAAUACUAGGAUACAAUGUGCUUGUAUAUAGUGAUGUACAGAGUUUAGAAUUCAAUAUGGAUAUAACAGCGACUUCACUGACAAUUAAUGAAAAUAUAAUGCCGAAUACUAUCUACACUGUCCAGGUAUGCAAUAUCAAUUAUAAACAUAUAGUAUGAAUGCAUUAAUGUAUCUAAUAAAAACUAAAAGUUUUUUUCGAAAAGAUGUACUGAGUAUUCAGUACGUUCCCAAAUGCAUGCAAAAAAAAAAAGUUCGGGUGGGAAUCUAUCUUGUGUGAUUUAUAAUUUCUUUGGAAAAUGUUGGAGACUUCCUUCUCUCAUAAUUGUAGGUCUGCCUUUAAUUUAGAACAGUAAUCAUCUCUGUUUAUCACGAAGGCUACUCCAUUUUGUUUGUCCGGUUUAAUGAAAAUAACUAUUUUUUAUUCUUAAUUUCUUUCAGAGCUUUAUGGUUUUUUUUUUCAAUUCCUAACUAUUUCAAACAAAAAAUUAACUCCAUUGGGUUGUAAGUCUACGCAGCAAACGUAAUUUAAAUAUCACUUCCUAGUAGCGUAAUCUUUUCUUAAAUAUUUACUCGUGCGUACUCUGCGUCAGUUGCAUGAGAGAAAGGUUUUUGCUGGCGCUGUUCUUCUGCCGCUCCAAAUUUUUUUUGCUGCUGCUCGCAGGACUGUUUUAAAUAUGUAGUUAUUUUCGUAUUUUGGUGUCGUUUUGGUUUUGUCUGUAUCCUUUUUGCUGGUUUUGCCUGUGCUGUGAACUUUUGUUGACUUUUUUUUGGUGUUUUGUGCGAGUAAACCCGCUCUUUCUCGUAGCUGUUAGAAAGAGACAAAAUUGCCUGUCGUUCAUCAUAGUCCCUCACCGCUCCUAAUGUCUAGACUUAUACGUAGACGAGGGGAAAAGCGUGGAGGUAGGCACAUUAGAAGACCAAUUCUUUCUAGAAUCACAGCAUGUAGAGACGACUGCUUCACCCUAAAGAGUACCGUGGGAACCUGUUUGUGGCUGUUUAUUUCCGAUUUUUAUAGUUUCUUUAGUUAAUUUCUAUGCAAUAAGUGAGUUUGUCGGUCUUAUGAAUACGAUAAUAUAUUUGCUUUAUUUUCAUUAUCACGUCAUUCAGUAUAUUUUAAUAUAUUUUACAUAGGCCUAUGUAUUGUUAUAAAUAGAACGUUUGGUAAUUUAAAUGGAGACGCAACAAAAAAACAAAAAAAAAGAACAAACUUAUGACAAAGUAAUCCACUGAAUUAACUAUAAGCCUACUUAUUUUAUAAAUCUAAAUUUUAUUGAAGCAUUUAUAAACAUGAUCCAAAAAUAUAUCGUAUGGAAACGAUAAAAAGAAGCGUUUCUCCAAACCAAUCGACUUGUAACAUUUGUGUUGUUUCUGUAAAAAGAAAGAUAACACCAUUUGAUACUGCAAUGAAUUCUUUAAUAAUAAUAAUAAUAAAAUACUACUAAAAAGAAAUAAUAAUAAUAAUAAAAUACUACUAAAAAGAAUUGUUAAUAUCUGAUAAUGUUGCAGUAAUAAUAUAGCCUAAGUUUCAUGUUUAACAAACAGUACUGUUUAGCCACCUUGUUCUAUUAAAUUAUUAUUCGCGGCCACACCUUCGGCGCUCCAUACACCGCGGUCGAAAUGCAUUACAAAAAUACCAACUCAGGGCCGAAACAACUCAGGGCCGAAACGACCUGUGCCGAAACGACUCGGGCCGAAACGACCCGGGGCCGAAUCGACUCGGGGUCUAAACGACUCAGGGUCUAAACGACUCUACACCGUUUUUAACAUAGAUAGCGACUCCACGUUUAUUCUCUCUACUCUUAGAAGAGUAAAUUGUGUAGCCGUUUAUGUUAAAUUGUUCAUCAGAAAGAUGCAGGUUGAACCAUGAUUCCGUAAAUACACCAAUGUCAACUUUUUCGCUUUUAAGAAUAACACCAAGUUCACCAAAUUUGUUAACCAAUGCCUGAGCAUUUGUCACGAGUAUUAUCGGUAGUUGCGUCAAAGGACCGCUAGGCCUAGCUCUGGUUGGGAUAUGCUGACAUUUGGCUAAGUUGGUUAGACAGAUAUGCCUAAUGUUAGCAUGUCUGUGGCCAAGCCAUGUGUUUGGACCGCUUCAGGAAUGUGUGGGCACACUACUGCAAAGAGUGAAGUAGGGUAGGUGCAAACACAUGCCAUGGCAGUGAAUGUGUACGCGUGUGUUCACCUCUCGUUGUAUGGUUCUGAUUUUUAAAAAAAAUUAUUCAACCUUGUUUCUUUAAUAUUUCAUUUACCUUAUAUGGUCAGGGCUCCUGCCGGCAGGAGCGGACCAAGAGAUGUCCGACAGGGGAACCGAAAAUGGGGCCGAGCGAAAUAUUUGUCUUCUAUUCUAUACAGACGCUCGAAUGUAACCUCUGAGGCAUUUUAUGCGAUC